Molecule: messenger RNA, 1367 nt
Organism: Clupea harengus (Atlantic herring)
Lineage: Eukaryota; Metazoa; Chordata; Actinopteri; Clupeiformes; Clupeidae
Product: endonuclease domain-containing 1 protein-like
Exons: 2
Coding region: 388-1179 (263 amino acids)
Source: RefSeq, a predicted model, not a curated record
ACUCACACUUCCCCAUCUGCACAUGGUAUAAACAGCCAACAUCUGGAUCCCCGACUCUCAGGCAAUUUAGGCUGCUGACCGCGAUUCGUUGGUGUCAGGUUUUGAUCAUGGAGCUCCUGGGUGAUACUGGUGAUACUUUUGGUCAGUUCAGUCGCUGUCGGUGAGGUUGUGUCUGAUUUCUCGAACAGAUGUAAACAAUUCUUCGCAGAUCCAAAAGGAGGGAUAAGUCCUCCGACUGUCUUUGAUGGACAGCAGUACAGCCAAAUUUGUCAGACACUAGACAGUAAGAAAGGGUAUAAAUAUGCAACACAUUACGACACAAAAAACAAGAUUCCAGUGUACUCUGCCUAUGUGUAUGACGGCAGAGAGAGCUUGGACAGAAAUUGCAUGUGGAACAUCGAGCCUCAGCUUGAUGACCAGAACAAAGGCCCUGCCAUGGCUCCAGAGUCCUCAGUCAGCCUAGCCAAAAGAGGAAUGUACCAGGCCCUCAACAAAGAUUAUGCAGGAUCAAGCUACCACAAAGGGCACCUUUACCCAGUCUUCCACACAAACACUCAGAGCUGUGCUGAUGCCACCUUCACCCUCACCAACGCCGCCCCACAAGACCCCUCCUUAAACCGAGGCCAGUGGAGGAAGAUGGAGAAGGACAUGGCCCAAUGGCUGAAAACAAAAUGUCUGCCCAACCGCGCCUACAUGGUCACUGGAGUGGUCCCCAGCUCUGACCCCGUGGUGACUGUUAAAAACAGCACGGUGAACGUGCCCAGUCACUUCUGGAGUGCUUACUGUUGUCUUGAUAACAACAAAAAGCCCCUAAUGUCACGGGGCUACCUUGUCCCCAACAGCAACCAGGAGCCUCAAAAUAUGACAGUGACCGAUCUUGAUGUGAAGUUGUCCAAACUCUACAGUACAAAUUUCAUGGUGUUUGGAGGCAAAUGCGAGGCUGAGGUUAGGGUUAGGGUUAUGGUUCCCAGAUGCACUACUAGGUGCCAAAAGCUGCCAAAUCCCAGACUUGUUUCCAGGUGUAGGCCAGUUUGUAGGCGCAUACAGAGGAAGCUGGAAUUAGUUGAGCAGAGGAGAGCGGGCAAAGGUGGCAGGAGGCAGUAUUAUCUGUUCAAUUCCUAUAGCUUUAUUCAGCUUGCUGACAUUGUUACUGCUUCAAGCCGACUGUUCAAACUGUGAAUGAUUAUCUGAAUGAAAGGUCUGCCAUGUAGCCUGAGUGCACAGAUAGACUCGCUGCUGCCAUCUGAUGGCGGCUAGUGGCAUUGCACCAAGAGAUUCUGCACAUUUGACCAAUACUGUUUUUUACAUGUUUUUUAAUUGACUGAUUUGAUUGUAAGCUUGAAUAAAAAACUACCCUUUGAAAGUUA